AUGCUGUCCAAGUGCCGCGUAUUCAUCGAGCUGUGGGAGGCUACGCAAGUGGAGCUCCAUGGUCAGUACUCCGCGCAGCGUGUGCUUGCUUUAGCGGAAUACGAGCAAGGAACUCAUCUGGCACGCUCCGUCUUGGUGAUGCUGGUCACUCCUUUGCCAUGUUUGGUCAUCACAAUACUUAUCGACAUCCUCCCGCUUUCGGAUCCGUCGGAGGGGAUCGAGAACAACAACGCUUUCAUGGUGCGCCAAUACUACAACUACCUCCUGGUGACCUUCAUAGCCAUCCAGCAGAUCCGAAUCGGCGUGCCGUCACUACCAUACAACAAUGGGCAUGUUUUGAGGGACACGAUCGUGGUAGCGACACUGACCUUGGGGAUAUAUUACGCAGUCACGCUGUCUGUUGGCUUCCCGCUGCCCUUCACAAUUUUGGUGAUGAUGUCCCCGUGGUCUGUGUUGAUUUCGCUCUGCUUGGCCAUUCAGAGGGCGAGAGUUAUUCGAGAUACCCCCGGGGCAAGGGCAAUGCUGUCUAGCAUGUUCAAGUUGUGGAUGUACGAGAUUCUAAUGGUCUUCAUCUACCCUCCGUAUUUUUACGUCUUCACGACCCUCUCCGAUAAGGCCCAAGCCGUUGCCCAUCUAGGCGACGAAAUCCCCGAGCUCGUGAUUUUCAACGCAGACGUCUUCAGCUCUCUAUUCGUGUCGUACUGCAUGCAGAGCUCCCCGUCGUUUCGUACGACCAUGGCGCUAAUGCUCGCUGACAUUUUGCAAAUUGGCCUAUCGCUGCGAGAUAUCCUGAUUGCGCGUACUGGCUUGGCGGAAUUAGAACACCUUGUGGACAAGAAGCAAAUAAAUAUGUGCCGAAGCUCUGAUGUUAACGAGAGCACAGUGGUGUCCGCAUCGACAGCGCUAACACGAGUUAGCGCAUGGAUGAAGAAAGAGCAGCUGCAGUCAGAGAUUGCACUGGAUGCUCACUUCUCUCCAGUUUUCCCCGAUCAUGACUUCUUUUUGGCGUCAGAUGAUGUCUCCGCGCUCUACUUGUUUGCUACGUACCACCUGCCCAAUCGGGAAUAUUAUGCGGUGUUUGACGGGAUGGACGAGACUUUGCUGCUCCAAACACUGAAGAAUGUGAUACUAUACUGUCUACUUCAGCUUGUGUCGCUGAUGGUGCUAAUGCUGCUGCUGAGACGCAUCCUGGGCCAUUCACCGGCUCGACAGAUAUCGUUUGUUCUCGAAAAGCAGCUGGACCAAGAAUCGACCCGGGACCGCUCUACAAGUGGGAGAAGACUCAAGCCACGGAUGCCGAGUUUCCGCGUCGACGCCGACGGGGACGUCGAGAUGACGAUCCUGCCGUCCGUGUACGAGCUGAUCAGCGCGCCUGAGCUCGCGUCAAGGGACCAAGAAUCGCUCGUCAAGUGGCUGCGUGAGCGCCGCCGCUAUCGUGAGGCGAUUGAAGAGCGCUGCCGCAUCAGCCAAGAGCCAGUGGCCUCGGUGCUGCGGAGUGUGCGCGCUUCUGUGAAGCCGAAGCUGCUCGACUACCUGGCCCGCUACGUGUUCCGACAAGACCGCGACACGAUUGUCGCCGAGGUGAUGAACGGGCACAUCCCGGACAUCUUCGACUUCUUCAAGACCCACCUGAGAAUGGACUUGAAGGAGCAGGACGUGGAGGCAAGGGUCGUCAAAUACUUCGUCGACUUUGACCAGCUCCUCGAGGAGCACGGGUUUGCGUCCAUGCUCGCGGCCG
Phytophthora sojae is the source of this 1738-nucleotide messenger RNA. RefSeq lists its product as hypothetical. The annotation marks the transcript as partial. Lineage: Eukaryota; Oomycota; Peronosporomycetes; Peronosporales; Peronosporaceae. The record is from RefSeq and is a predicted model, not a curated record. The transcript has 5 exons.